Molecule: messenger RNA, 3082 nt
Organism: Megachile rotundata (alfalfa leafcutting bee)
Lineage: Eukaryota; Metazoa; Arthropoda; Insecta; Hymenoptera; Megachilidae
Gene: scaf
Product: inactive serine protease scarface
Biological process (GO): proteolysis
Molecular function (GO): serine-type endopeptidase activity
Source: RefSeq, a predicted model, not a curated record
UCAACGCACGGCAGAAAAAUCAAUGAGUACAUUACAAAAAAAUAAAAAUUCUUUUAAAAUUUUCGUUUAGUACACUUUCACGGUUAUUGUCGUAUAUUGAACGAUUUAAAAUAACAUAAUGCCACACAAUCAUAUGAGAAGCUUGAUAAACAAGUCAACAACACUUUAUCGUUAAAAAGAUGAGGAGUAUUUUUAUGCGUUGCACUGUAAUAAAGUUAAUUAGUACACGUAAAAAAAAUUAAAAGACUUGGUUCUUUUAAAAUUUUCACUUAGAACAUUUUCACGAUUGUCACAUACAUGAUUUAGGAUAAUAAUGUUACAUGAUCAUAUGAGAAGCUUGAGAAACAGUAGUUACAACAUUGAAUACAAAGUUUAUUUGGAUGAAAUACGGCUGUCCAAAAUAUAUAUAUUACAUUGCUUAUCUUAUCGUGUACGAUUAGCAAACAGUAUUUACUUUUCAGUAAACACUGGUCUUGUGAACUCGUACGUGUAUCUCAAUAACGCGUACGGUCGAAACGCUGAAUUGGCAGUGGUGUGACAACUUUGCAUAAAAUGUGUAGAUGUCACAAGAAUGAAACCGAACUGCGGAAUACAACUGUGUAACAGAUACAAUCAGAUCCUGUAAAAAAAAUAGAAACAGCAAAACAUUUAUAAGUUUUUGUAAAAAAAAUAGAAAUAGAAGACAAACAAUUGCUGUAAAAAAAAACACAGAAACAGAAAAGAAAACAGUUGUAAUAAGAUUCUGUAACAAAGCACGAACAGAAAGAAAAUAAUUAGUUUCUGUAAAAAUUAUCAGAGGAAACGUGAAGUGGUCUGCAGUGAAGUGUUUGAAAUAAGAGAAGAAAAUGAGUAAUAGCGAUUUGUGGAUACGUGACAUAAUAACAAGUUACGGAUUGUCGACGCUUAUUCUCGUUGUGAUGACGAUCUGGAUAACACGAAGAUGGUCCAGUUUACAGAGAAGAAUUUACAAAGCGUAUUUAACAGGAUUCGAAGUAGAAUGCUCGGAAUUAGCAUCACCUUAUAAGAAACAUUUAUUCAAGUCGUUGCAACAUAUUGUUUCGAGUGAUAACGUACUUCGAUCCAUGGACUGCAUUCGACUGCUGGAGAUUGGUGUCAAAACCGGUGAAAAUAUACAGUUUUACCCAGACAACACUCAUUUGAUUGCUGUUGAUCGAAAUGUAAGAUUGGCUGAAUACCUGAUAAAAGGAAAUCGUUCUUGGCAAUUUUCACAUAUCAUUAUUGAACGUGUGAUAGUUGGUGACGGUAGUUCUCUGAAGGAUGUUCCUACAGGACACGUAGACGUAGUUGUAUCAAUGAGAUCAUUAUGUUCGGUAACAUCGAUACAAUCAACGCUUCAGGAGAUUCGCAGAGUACUGGCACCGGGUGGUCAGUAUUUGUUUAUAGAACACGUGCCUGAAAAAGAAGGAACUUUCAUACGAUUUUUACAGAAAAUAUUAUCUCAAACAGGAAUAUGGCCAUCACUUUUCGGUGGCUGUCAUUUAGAUAGUGAUCCUAUCACACAUAUCAAAAUUGCUGGCUUUGAUCACGUUAUAAGCGACGCGUUUACACUUGAUGGUUACGUGUCUCAAUCGUUUCAUCUGGCACUUUCGAAGCAACACGUACUGGGAGUUGCAGUUCGCUAAUUAAAUAUAAUGAAUCUUUAUUAAAAGAUUAGUCUUUUAUUGUUAAACAUUAUACAUAUAACCUUAAAGUAGUCGUGGAUUCGGAGGAGGGCAUAACGUGUCCUCGAGUAAAAUAUUUAUUUUUAUUUUUUUAUACAAUUCUUUCUACGAUUUAUCCUAGGUAGAAUGUGAAAGAUUUUUAAAGAAAGAAAUCUUUAAAAGAGAUUUCAAUAAUAAAUAGUACUAUCUUUUUGUAGAAGCCAUUGUUCUUCGAAAAGUAUGUCGCCCCUUAAGAGCAUUUUAAAUCUCUACGCCUUUCCGCAAGACAAUUCUAAGUUCACCCACGAACACUUGUAAUGUAUUGUAUAUAUUUUUAUUAUUGUUGAUAUUGUUGUAUAUAUUAUUAAAGGUGAUAUUUUAUACUUGAUGAUUAAUUUAAAACUUAUUUUUCCAAAACUUGAAAUCAUCUGGAUAACAAAUACGUAUAAUUAUGCGUAUAGUAAAGGGUAGUAAAGAUACAACCUCGCCAACUUCAAUGACCUUGAAAUAAAUUGUCAAGGACAUUAUCCUGAAUAUCUUUUAUUUACACAUAUGACCGCCACUUGGGUUUAGUUUCAGAGAUAUUCGCAAGAAUUAGUUAUUUAUGAAAGGGAACAAAACCCCACCGAUUUUUGUGGCCUAGAAAUAUGUUAAAAAGAUCAAUAUUCUGAACAAUUUUGUUUACAUAUGUAGGAACCUCUUGAUACUGGUUCUUACGAUAAUUUCAGGAACCAUAUCGUAAUUCAAAGUUAAGCUAGAAGUAAGUUCUUCAUAAUUGAAGUUUACAAUAAAACUUAUUUUCAUAAAAGAAGUACCGCAGGCAUUUAACAGGUACAAUGAUAUAACACGAAAUAGUCUUGCUCUAAUAUUAAAUAAUUUAAGAAAUUCAAAGCGUUUUGGAAGUCUCAUACAUACAGCUACUUCUCAAUUUAUAUUUCUGCGCGUGUUGUAUGGAAACGGUACAGCUGGCGCCAUCUAGCGGCCAUGCACGGAACUAACAAAACGAAAAAUAGACUUUUUCGUAAAACAAAGUAGCUUUACGUUUUGUUGAAGAUUAUACACUGUUCUAGGAACAUGUUGCAAUCAGAAAAAUGAUUUUGCAGUGGACUAGAAGCUUUAUAUUCAAAAAUUUACAAAAUGUCAUUUUGUGGAAUUUAAAAUGCAUAGCCAUCUGGCGGUAGAAGGUGAGAACUAAUGGAAGUAAAUCUUGAAAACAACUUUUGCGUCUAUUAACAUUUAUGAUGAUGAUGAUGAUGAUGAUGAUUAGUUUUAUGGGCAUCGACUGCCAUGGUCAUUAGCCCAAUAUUAACAUUUACAACUUAAUGUUACACUUUAAAUAUUCUAAAACAACUUAAUAUUUCUUUUUCAAGCAAUUUAAUGCAUAUUCUUGUCUAUUAAGACGAGAAACGUCAAAAUUAGUU